Molecule: messenger RNA, 1983 nt
Organism: Naegleria fowleri
Lineage: Eukaryota; Heterolobosea; Eutetramitea; Acrasida; Naegleriidae
Exons: 2
Coding region: 1-1983 (660 amino acids)
Source: RefSeq, a predicted model, not a curated record
AUGACCAUCAAAUCCGCCUCCACAACAACAACUCCGAGCAACCAUAAUAACAACACCAACAACAACAACAACAACUCGAAUAAACGUAACUACGGGCAGGCAAUAUUUAGGAGCUCAGGCAGUAGUCAAGAUUUGCACAAAGACUCUCAACAACGAUGCAGUGUGUCACUUCCUGCAAUUACUUCAUCCAAACGCCUUAGUACAAGCACAGCUGCAGCUUCCUCGGCGCGAAACAAGCGUACAAGCAAUGGAAAUACCACCUCAUCCUCCUCCUCCAUGAAUAAUACCACCAAUGCAAACAAUACAUGCUCUUACAGUGUUGUGUAUCGUAAUGGAAGUUCUCGUAGUAAUCAAUCCUCACGAGCAACAAGCCGAGCGAGUCGAGAUGAUUCAACUCCCUCGAGUGGAAGGAAUAGUGAGGACUUCAACUCUACAGAAAGCAUGAAUCUCGUUCUAGAUCAAGAAGCAACAGUACUUGAUGAAGACACACUCCAAUUCAUUUCUCUCAUGAAAAAGGAUUUGGCGGUUCUUCAUAAAAAACUGUAUGAAUAUAAGGCAGACGAGAGAGGUCAACGUUUGAGCUUGGAUGAUUUUUCCAAUGUAUCACAAUGUAUUUUCCAUCAUGACUCGUUCAAAACAAGAUAUUAUCUGUUGGAAAUGCUUGUUGAGAAAAUUGUCGAAUUGCAACAUCAUCUUCUUCAGAAAACUGAUCGGUUAAUUCCCGUUUCGAAACGAUUCAAAGUUAAUAAUGUUUGCGUUUCUUCAAAGUUGCAAAAAUUCAUCGAAGUGACUGAUAGAAUUAUGGAUGUUGUUGAACAAUCUAGAAAUUCCAAGGUUCAAACUUUUCAAAAAGAAACUCAAACGAGUGAUGUCACUCACAAAAAAUCAAAUUCAGAUUCGCUCCUGACAGGAUCAACGUUCGUUGAAUGGAAUGAUACCUCCAAUGAAAAGGAAUUGUUGGAAAAACAAAAGAUUGAAUUGGAAGAAGAAAAAUCGAGCUUGAGUACAAGCGUUUCCAAUCUCACAGAAAAAUUAUAUCAAACAGCCUUGGAAAAAACUGCUCUUGAGGAAAAGCUAAAAGCAUCAACCUUGAAAUACGAGUCUACAAUUUCGAAUCUCAAUUCACAAAUUGAGAAUCUUAAACAAAGUAUUGCAUACAUGUCAACUGAAAAAUCAUCACUCACAGAGAAAUUAAAUGCUCAACAAGGUGCAUUGCAUGAGACAGUGAAUGACUUGAAUCUUCAAUUAAGGCAAGGAAUGGAACGCAUUCAGCAAUUGGAGGAGCACAUUGGUAGAAAGGAGAAGGAAAUAGAGCAACUGAGAAAAGAAAACGAACUCACAAGGAAGGAGGAUGACCUACAGGAGAAGUAUUCCAAUCUUCUCAAAUAUAACACACAACUCGAAAAGGAUUACAAAGACAUGCUGGAAGAAUGUAAUCAUGUGAAGGAGUCAUCUUCCAAAAAUGAGUCUCUCUAUGCAAAUGCAAUGGAGGCUCUUCGUGAAAUGCAAGAAUCACACAAGCGCCUCACGCAAGAAUUCACAUUGAAAAAUGAUACCAAAAAACUCCAAUACAAGCUGGAGAUGGCAGAAAAAAUCGCCAUGCAAAAGGAAUUUCAGUAUGAAGAGUUGGUCAAGGAGUAUCAAAUUCUUUCCAUAGAGCUCGGUAUCAACCAAAAGCAAAAUGAAAACCUUAAAGAACAGCUCAAAGUCAUGCAAAGAGAGAAUCAACGUCUCAUUAAACAAGAGCAAGUAGAAAGUGAUUCUCAGCAGGAAAUUGUCUUGAUCAGAAAGGAUUAUGAGGAGAAACUCAAAUCCAUGAAUGAAAAAAUCAAGGAGCUACAAUUUAACCAUAUGAUGCAGUUGCAAUCUCUCAAUGAUACAUUCAUACAGGAGAGAAAAAUGAUGCAAAGGAAGGCAGACAAAUUUAAACAGAGAUGUGAUUUGUUAGAAGCCAGGCUUAAUGAGCUGGAGCAGCAAAAAUAG